Molecule: messenger RNA, 1813 nt
Organism: Limanda limanda (common dab)
Lineage: Eukaryota; Metazoa; Chordata; Actinopteri; Pleuronectiformes; Pleuronectidae
Gene: utp3
Product: UTP3 small subunit processome component
Exons: 15
Coding region: 159-1658 (499 amino acids)
Biological process (GO): maturation of SSU-rRNA from tricistronic rRNA transcript (SSU-rRNA, 5.8S rRNA, LSU-rRNA)
Cellular component (GO): nucleolus; small-subunit processome
Source: RefSeq, a predicted model, not a curated record
AUCACGGAAGCACAUGGUGACCAGUGUGGAAUCAUAUCAUCUGAAAGCAGCUGGAUAUUUACACAUUUUAUUUAACUCUAACCUCCGGAUUUAAACUUUGUUGUUUUCACGUCCUGCUUUAGUUUAUCUGCGUGCGGUGAACACGUGUGACUUCUACAAUGGUUCGAGCUAAAAGGAUUAUAAAGCCGCCGAGAAUCAAAAAGACUGAGCGAUUCGGUGAAGAUGAUCCUGAAGCCUACAAGAACAUGCCUGUCCCUGAUAAGAAAUCGUCUCAGUACACAAAGGACAAGAUCGAUGAGUUUCACGAUGAGAAGAUCGCAAAACUUCUCGCCCUUGGGACUCAGAUGGGGAGUGAUUCGGAGGAAAUAGACGAUGAGGAGGAGGUGAUGGCCCUGGAUGAUUCUGAGUCAGAGGAGGAGGAGGAAGAAGAGGAAGAGGGGACAGACAUGGACAGUGAUUUAGAGGCGAGAAAAGAUGAUGGUAAACACAAAGUUCUCUGUUUAUAUACUCAAGAGUUUGGUGUAUUUGGUGGUACAAGCCUGUUUAACUAUAAUUAUGUUUUGUUUUUUUCAGACCUUCCAAAUGAAAUGGCAUGGGGCAAAAAGAAAAAGAUCUUCUACAACUCGGAUUAUACAAUCACCAAAGGGAAAUCAAAUGAAGAUUUGGAAGCUGAUGAACAAGAGGAAGAAGAAGAGGCUAAAAAUAUCCAAAACCGACUGGCUGCAAAUCUGAGCGAGGAGGAUUAUGAUUUAAACUUUUUUCAGGAAUUUGCUGACGAGAAUAAGGAUGAAAAGAAAACCGUUGAAAAAGAGGAGAAAAUAGUGAAGGACCUGAAGCAGAUGUCUCAGAAGGAAAAAUUGAAACUUCUGAAGAAAGACUCGCCAGAGCUGCUUGAACUUAUUGAGGACUUCAAGUCAAAGCUCACUGAACUCACAGAUGAGCUGCAGCCCCUCAUGCAGAUGGUCAAGGAGGGAAAGAUCCCACCAGGAAAGGGUGCUAACUACAUCAAGACAAAACAGCAACUUUAUCUCAAUUACUGCACAAACAUCAGUUUCUACUUGGUGCUGAAAGCUAAACGAGUCCCUGCUCAUAACCAUCCUGUGAUUGAGAGACUGCUCACCUACAGAAAUCUCAUCAAUGAGCUGGGAGAAGUGGAUGCUCGGCUCGCACCACAGUUUCACAAGCUUCUAGCUGGUGAGGACAAAGGGCCAGCAGAGGGCAAGAAGACCAGAGUCUCCAGUAAGAAGGAGAAGGGUUCCAGAGAAACUAUGGCUGAGGUCGAGGAGGACUCUGACUCCGACCUGGACGAUGAAGCAGCUUUGCGUUUCUACAGAGAGGUGGAGGAGCGGUUGAAAUUGAAGAGAAAGAGCAAAAACCCAGAAGAUGAAGAAGAGUUGGCGGAAGAUAAGCAGGAGAUGGAAGCGCUGGAUCCAGAUGCUAAGAGAGGAAUCACUUACCAGAUGGCCAAGAACAAGGGGCUCACACCCAAGAGGAAGAAGAUUGACCGUAAUCCCCGAGUCAAGCACAGAGAGAAGUUCAGACGGGCUAAGAUCCGCAGAAAGGGACAGGUCCGUGAGGUUCGUCGGGAGGAGACGAGGUACAGUGGAGAGAUGUCUGGUAUUCGUGCUGGUGUCAAGAAGGGCACCAAACUUAAGUAACCAAGAGGGAAUCGAACAUAUGCUGCAAAGCGUAGCCAUGGGAUUGAAAAAAUGUCAAUGGAUUGUACAGAAUAUCUCUGAAUCAUUCUGUCAGUCACCGUUGUUGAAAGUAUAUCAAAAUGAGCAAUUUCAAUAAACAUUUUAUAAACUGUCAA